Molecule: messenger RNA, 1441 nt
Organism: Somion occarium
Lineage: Eukaryota; Fungi; Basidiomycota; Agaricomycetes; Polyporales; Cerrenaceae
Source: the annotation of a GenBank genome assembly
GAGCUUCAACGUCGACGUUAACCUUGAAGCUUAAAGCUCAAAUUUCAAAGCGCGAAUUCCACUCUCAUCUCUUGCUGUAUAUACUGCUCAUCAUACAGUAUAUAUAUAAAUCUGGGUUCCAAGGAUGCCUUCUGCAAUAACCCCACUCGAGAAAUUCCCUCCUAUCACACCCUCAGGCAUCCUCGCGUUCCAAUUCUCAUCCUGGUACCCCCGCUUCUCAAACCUCAGCAUCAAGUCCACAAUCAUCAGGCCCCUCAGCCAAGAGUUUCGCGAGUAUCUUGAUUCAGAGGGCGUAUUUAUACCAGAAGGUUCAGAAGACGUGCCACCGGAAAUUACGUUGCCGGACAUUGAAGAACACCAUGAGGAAGCAGAAGAACAACGUAGGAAGUUCGCUUUUCCCGAGUUGGAUGGGAAGAUCAGAAGGGCUAUCUCGAAAUAUGGAGCAGUCUUUCCGAAGCUCAACUUCUCAUCACCACGGGACGCUGCAUGGAUGUUGCCCGCCUCUUCUCCUUUGAGAUGUACCUCCCCAGCGGAUGUCUACCUACUACUCAAGUCGUCCGACUUUGUUCUACACGACAUUGACCCAGAGUUGGUUUUCCAAGGUGUCGAAACGGAAGGGGCUCUAUCUGCACGUCCACCAUACGAACUCGAGCUGGUAUUGCGGAAAUGGUACUCCGUUGAUCACAGUCGAGAGCUUCGAUGUUUCGUUCGGCGGGAACAACUAAUUGCUAUCUCUCAACGUGACCCUAAUUACUACGACUUCUGGAACGAAGCUGGAACGAAGGACAAAGUCUUGGAUGCAGUGACCGAAUUCUGGGAGAAGAAUAUAAAGGGAAAAUGGGCAGAAACCAAUGGGAACUACACCUUCGACUUCCUGCUAACCCGAGACCUCAGUCGAGGUCACAUUCUUGACUUCGGUCCAUAUGCACCACGGACUGAUCCACUGCUCUUCACAUACGACGAGCUUUUUGAUUUAGCGAAACAAGCUACCAGCGACUCCAAGGCCGAAUUCAGAGUCAUCGACUCACGAAGUCAUCCAGCGGCAACUCGAAACGCCCCCGCUCACCAACAUAACAUGGUCCCCAUGGAGGCACUGGCGAUGAGCAGUGGUCGAAACCUUCAAGAGUUUGCGGGGAUGUGGCAAGAGGAGAUACGGCGAUCGGCACGCGAUGAAAGCGACGAUGAGAGCGACGAUGAGGACACCUGAAGGUGUGUAUCUUAUUGAACAGAAAGAAUGUACAACAAACAUGUGACUUAGAUAGGAGGGAGCUGAAUUAUUACGGAGGUACGAAAGCAAGGACGAGGAUGAAGAGGCUUGAUACACGACACGAACAAAUAUUCAUUGAUGCUAGUUGGGAUAUGAAUGGGGGGAUACCUCUUUGAUCCAUCUGCUCCAAACGAGAAGUCCAUCCACUACUACGAAUACAAACAAGGAUAUGCC